UAUUACAAUCUUCACGACACGUUAUAUAUCUCAACGCUUCCUUCUUCUCUUCUGCAACUCUUUUGGUCUCAGUAAGAUUCCGAAUUUAAUCAGCUUUUCUCUCAAAUAUGAAUCCUCGACUGGAAUGUCAGAUACACCAGCAAAAGCUGCCGCCAUCGGAAGGGAUGAAAAACACAGUCAAUGUCGUACUUGAAACCAUAACUGAAAAGAUCCAUCAAGAUCCGGUCACCGGAAUCCAAACCCUAGUUGGAUCGAACCACCAGGCCUACCCCGACUUCAACUUUAGUAUCGAAAGCACCUGUCACAGUCACAUCCGUGAUCUCCUCCUCGAUCAGCUAAUGAUACAUCGUUCGUCAAGCAGAAUCUUAGCCUCACACAUCGCUUCUGCUGCAAACAACUUAGGUUUUGGCGUUAACGGCUUCGUUAUAACCCUGCUCGUGACUGUAACGAAGCGUGUCUACGUUGUGCUAUCGGAGUCUGCGCUUCAGGUUCAGAGGCUGCUUUGUGAAGGAAUAAUCGAUGGAGAUGAACUCAAGAGAUUGAAGAUGGAAGCAGAACCGUGUUCCAUCUGUCUGGAGCAUCUCUUGGGUUCCAAGACCGGUGGUGUUCCCACACGCUUGCCAUGCUCGCAUGUCUUCCACGACCGCUGUCUCACGAAGUGGUUCUCCCGCAAAAAUACUUGCCCCAUGUGCCGGAGAGUUUUGUUUGAAUGAUUCAAGUUUUACAUAACUUCAGUUUUUCUUCUGCUAACAUAUGCAACUUAGAAAGAGAGCAAGAACAUAAAUU
This is a messenger RNA of Camelina sativa (false flax), 786 nucleotides long. RefSeq lists its product as uncharacterized. Gene Ontology annotation, cellular component: nucleus. NCBI's taxonomy places the organism in Eukaryota, Viridiplantae, Streptophyta, Magnoliopsida, Brassicales, Brassicaceae. Gene Ontology annotation, biological process: ubiquitin-dependent protein catabolic process. The record is from RefSeq and is a predicted model, not a curated record. Gene Ontology annotation, molecular function: ubiquitin protein ligase activity; zinc ion binding.